UCAUUGCUCAACAUAAUAAAAUAUGAUAUAAAUUAUUUAAUGUAAUUCAUUAACAAAAAAAAAAUUAAAUAAAAACAAAAUUAAAAAUAAUUAAAAAGUGAAAUAAUUAUUUUGCAGUUAGCACACUUUUGUUUCUGGCAUGAUUCACACAGGUCGAAACGAUGUCGUUUAGUGUCUUUUCCCAGAAAAAACGGAGAUCAAAUAGGUCCCUUAUGGAUCCCACAAACAGCAGACACGGCGCUCCUUUUGAAUUUUCUACUCGGCGUUUUACACUUUCCACGUUUGGUCAAAACGCUCCUUCUCUAUUACUUAACGACCGUUAAUAACUUCCGGUAUCAUCUACCCAGUCAAACACUCACCACGUGUCUAUUUACCGUCUAAUCCGACGCCGUUAAUUCCGCUCCUAAGAAUCGCUUUAAAAACCACGUUUUCAUUUUCUCAUCUCUAACCUCUCUGUCAUUAACUCUGGUCAGCGAUUCUUCUUCUUCUUCUUCUCAGUUCCUCUCACCGAAUAAGAAGGUUUUAAAGAUGCCGUCAACGCCGACGACGACGUCUACAACAACGCCGAUCACGGCUUCGUAUUGGUGUUAUAGCUGUACGCGUUUCGUCAGCGUUUGGGCUGAUCAAGGCACAGCCACCGUCGGCGGUGUCGCUUGUCCUCACUGCGACGGCGGUUUUAUCGAAGAGAUUAACGAUUCUUCCUCCGCCGCUACCGAAUUAGCGAUUCCGGCUUCUACUGAAGUAAGAUCGAUUAAUAACAACCGUAGAUCCGUGAUUAGACGCCGGAGAUCCGGUCGUCGUCCGUCGUUUAAUCCGGUCAUCGUACUCCAAGGAGGCGCCGGCGAGAGAGAAGAUGGAGAAGAAGGAGAUGCGGCUAGAGAUCGACGCGCUUUUGAGUUUUAUUACGAUGACGGAUCCGGAUCGGGUCUUAGACCGCUUCCGGAUUCUGUAUCUGAGAUCUUGAUGGGAUCUGGAUUUGAGCGGUUACUGGAACAGCUAAGCCAGAUCGAAGCGUCGGCUACCGGAAUCGGUAGAUCUGGAAACCCUCCGGCGUCGAAAUCGGCGAUUGAGUCUUUGCCUAGAGUCGAAAUUUCGGAUUGUCACAUAGGCUCGGAGGCUAAUUGCGCUGUUUGCACGGAGAUUUUCGAGGCGGAGACGGAUGCACGUGAGAUGCCGUGUAAACACCUCUUCCACGACGAUUGCAUUGUGCCUUGGCUAUCGAUUCGAAACUCUUGCCCCGUGUGCAGAUUCGAGCUACCUUCAGAGCCUAAUCGACGAAGCAACAACAACGAGGAGGAUAACGCCGUGGGGAUGACAAUUUGGAGACUCCCCGGUGGUGGAUUCGCUGUCGGGAGGUUUAACGCCGCAAUGAGAGACGGAGAGAGAGUUUUACCUGUGGUGUUAACAGAAAUGGACGGUGGUGGGAUUGGUAAUAGCCAGGACGGUCCUAGACGGAUCUCAUGGGUUAGGUCACACGGUACACUCGAAUCGGAUAGCAACGGUGGUGGCUCCGGUACUGGCACCGGCGGUAGAUUGAGAAGGAUGGUUCGUGGAAUGGUGUCGUUAAUGAGGAGAGUGAGACCAAAUCGUAGCUCUUCUUCAUCUGCUGCACUUUCAUCUUCUUCUGAUAAUCUGGAUUUGAACAUUGAAGUAGAAUCUAGGGUUUUGGAUAGGUCGAAUUCAGUGAUGAGAAGAUACUUCAGGAGAAACAGAAGUAACAGAGAUUCUUCUUCUUCGGUUCUUCAUUGAUUGAGAACUAUAUAUAGUAUUUUUUGGUUUGUUCAUUCAACAAUGUAAAUAUAAAAUUCAGAAGAAAACGAUUGGUGCUUCGUUUUCUGUUAUUAUCAAUUCGAUUAUGUUACAUCAAAAUGUCUAAUGUUCGUAAAGAAGUGUUCUUCAUCU
Messenger RNA from Arabidopsis lyrata subsp. lyrata, 1902 nucleotides. RefSeq names its product E3 ubiquitin-protein ligase RDUF2. Gene Ontology annotation, molecular function: ubiquitin protein ligase activity. Gene Ontology annotation, biological process: protein ubiquitination. Gene Ontology annotation, cellular component: cytoplasm. The transcript has a single exon. Lineage: Eukaryota; Viridiplantae; Streptophyta; Magnoliopsida; Brassicales; Brassicaceae. The record is from RefSeq and is a predicted model, not a curated record. The coding region runs from base 529 to 1749 and encodes 406 amino acids.